AUGCUGAACUUUGGAUCGGCCAUUGAGAUUAGAACUGAUAGUGGUCCAAAUACCGAUUCGGUUCUGUCUACGAGUGACACUCAAGUCUCCCCUCCCGAGGCUGCCAACCUGAUUCCAACAGCACUCACGAAUGAGUUGGACAUGCUCUGGGACAGCUUCCAGCUGCAACACAACCCUUUUGACCUUUCAUUUUUCAGCCCAGAAUUUCCCAUGAACUUUCAACCAUUUGACUUUGCGCCUUCCCUCGAUAUACAACCGUUGCCAGAGACGACGACACCUGCCAGCGAGGUCUCAGGCAGAGCGGAGGAAUCUAUCUGGCAGGAUGAUUUGCCAUGUGCCUCUGAAUUAUUACGCCAGCUGCCUCUCAAAGAUUCCACAAUACCUCCUCGUCCUAGAUUACCCAACGUAUCGACUGCUUCCCCGAGUGCUGAAGCAUACUUGCCCUCUGCGCCGAGGAACCCGUGCUACAUGUCCCCCCAAGACUACGACCAAAUUUCAGCUUCUGUUCAAGAUAACGCUGCUCUUCUCCCCCUACAAUUCCAGCUCCCCUCCAAACACACCCUAAGCAGGUAUAUCGAAGGUUUCUCCGGGUUUAACUUGCACCGACCUUUUCUGCAACUGUCCACGAAAAGCCUCUCUCAAAUGCCUCUAGAGCUUGUCUUCGCGAUGGCUGCAAUGGGCGCGCAGUAUCGGUUUGAGGCAGAGCCAGCCUUGUCUUUAUACUACGCCGCGAAAAGCAUCAUAGAUGCGAGACUCAACAAAGUUUCAGCAGCCGUAGUGGAAGCAGCGCGCAACUCGACUAUACAGGCAAGGCCAGCGCUCGAAGCCAUGCCUAAUAUUGCGGCGAAUUCGGCAGGCCAUACAAGCCAACCAGCCAUAAACAUCGAGACAAUUCAAGCCAUGAUCAUUUGCAUGUCCCUAUGUUCAUGGGAGUACAAGAACUUAUUGCCAGAUGCUUUCAUUCUGGCUGAACAAAUCGUGCUACACUUACACCAGGGAGAUUAUCUGUGCCAAGAGGAUCCAUCUGAAGAUGAGACUUGGUUGCAAUGGAUUCGACGCGAAGGACGCAGACGAACCGUUUUCAUCGCCUUUAUCCUCUUCAACUUACAUUCGAUCUUCUAUGACACACCGCCGCGGCUCAUGGCUCGUGAGCUUUGGUCGAUCAAAAUGCCACAGCAGGAAUCUCACUGGUGGGCUGCCACAGCACUCGAAUGGGAGGAAAUCCGGCGACGCGAUCCCCCCAUAUGCCGCACUUUUGGUGAUUAUUACUCGGACUUGGUAGUCCCUCGUGAAGCUCGAGGUCCGCACCAUCGAACUUCAGCGUUUGGAUGUCUGGUUUCGAUUCAUGGUCUCGUGCAGCAGAUCCAGCUCACGAGGGACACACUAUUACACAUUGAUACGUCGGGUGCGGAUCUCGAUACAACACCGCUGUCGGAAGACGUCUACAUGAAGUUUAGGCGGGCUCUCUGCCGUUGGGAUAGCGGCUGGGCUUCGAGCAGGGAAUCCACAACACAGCCCAUUGCCCACAUGGCACCGCUGGGUUUCAACGCCACGGCCGUGUUUCGGAUCGCCUGGAUAAGACUUUGCUUCAAUGCAGUCCCAAGCCGGAACUUUAGCAGCAGAGAUCCUGCCGUGAUUGCAGCCUCUUUUGCUCGAUGCCCCCUACCAGAACGCUCGCCGCGCCUAUACUCGGCAGUUCUCCAAAGUGCACAUGCGCUCAGCAUACCAGUGCGAAUUGGCCUGAGAUAUGCGUCAAAAACCCAGAUUGUAUCCUGGAGCAUUGUUCACAGCAUUGCUAAUCUGGAAUGUGCUCUAUUUCUGAGUAAAUGGUUGGAGCGAGCGAGCUUAGAGAGCCACUUGUUGCAUGAUGAGGAGAAGGUGCUGGUUCGCGUCAUUGCGCGGAUAUUAAAAGAAACUCCAUUCUUUAAUCCCGCCCUGGAUGACGAAUUCAGCACAACGACGAUUAAACAGAUGGCGUAUUCGGUGUUAAAACUGUUUACGGAGAUGUUCAAGCAGUCGCAUUUGUUUGAUGCGAUUGGUUCAUGUAUAGAGGCGGCUGAUCGAUAUGCGUCCACCUUGGAAUGUUAUAAUGAAAUCCAAUGA
Molecule: messenger RNA, 2103 nt
Organism: Trichoderma aggressivum f. europaeum
Lineage: Eukaryota; Fungi; Ascomycota; Sordariomycetes; Hypocreales; Hypocreaceae
Exons: 1
Coding region: 1-2103 (700 amino acids)
Biological process (GO): regulation of transcription by RNA polymerase II
Cellular component (GO): chromatin
Molecular function (GO): DNA-binding transcription factor activity, RNA polymerase II-specific; RNA polymerase II cis-regulatory region sequence-specific DNA binding
Source: RefSeq, a predicted model, not a curated record